This is a messenger RNA of Pseudomyrmex gracilis, 7717 nucleotides long. RefSeq names its product nuclear pore complex protein Nup107 (gene Nup107). The record is from RefSeq and is a predicted model, not a curated record. Gene Ontology annotation, molecular function: structural constituent of nuclear pore. Gene Ontology annotation, cellular component: nuclear pore outer ring; nuclear pore. The transcript is spliced from 6 exons. NCBI's taxonomy places the organism in Eukaryota, Metazoa, Arthropoda, Insecta, Hymenoptera, Formicidae. The coding region runs from base 217 to 2901 and encodes 894 amino acids. Gene Ontology annotation, biological process: protein import into nucleus; mRNA export from nucleus; post-transcriptional tethering of RNA polymerase II gene DNA at nuclear periphery.
ACAUUUAAUCUAAUACUAUUUUUAGAUUACAAAAUCCCUACUAUAAAAAAUGCUAGUAGAAACUAUAUAUCAAAGGUGGUAUUCAGUAAAAGCGCGCGAGCCGGUAGAUAUUUAUUUGGGACGGAAUAACCUGAAAUCUCUCUUCGUAACACAUUUGUGAUAUUUACGUUGAAUAAGAUCUUCUUAUUGUAUAUUGACAGUACGUUGUGAUAAAACAUGGAAACGUCAAGCGAAAUUCAAGAGAAGCUCGAUCAGUCCAUUCGUUUGCUGAAUCGACAAAACGCUCAACGAAAAACAUUCUUGAGGUUAAGCGGUAAGAGCACCACUCCGAAAAGGAUAUCCUUGCAAACGGCUGGUCAGUUGCGAAAGGAUGCUGACGAUAGUAGACUCGAUGACACCAGAGAAAUCGAUAUCGACUCUUCUUUGACUCUCGCUCCUCACGAAAUCCGUGACAUAAUGGCUCGCUCUGAAAUGAAUGAUAUUACAAUCAGAGAGAUGAUGGAAAACAGCACGAUGACCGGGACAAUUCUCAGAGCGAAUGAGCCAUGGCGGGAGGUGAAAGCAAAACUCUAUUAUGACUUCUUGCAGAGUAUGCAGACACACUUUUCUGAAGCACAGGUCUUUGAUGUCAUUGCGGACUUUAUACAGAAUUGUACUGAUACUUUAGAUAUAAUAAGAGGUAUGCAAUCAAAAGUUGAAAAUAUGGAAUUAUUGGAGGAAGAAAAUUCUUUGGAGAGUGAGAGAAAUACUUGGAGACUAAUAUAUUGUCUAUAUCAGAAUCGUAUAAGCAAUGUCGGUAUGUCCAAUCAAAUGGAUCAUGACGGACAUGUAAACAACAAUUAUGUUUCUGAAAAAGAUGUUAUAGAAAACUUGUAUAAAUCUGAGAGUUAUAUUAGGGAGUAUCAGUUGAUUAUUGACUGGUUAGAAAAGAACGCUGUGGAUGUGGCAGACAAAUUCCCAUCUAUAGAACUCUUCUCUGAUAAAACAGUAGCUUGGGAAAAUACACUUCAUCAAUUACAAAAUCCAAAUUUAGGAGGAAUUGCAUUUAGCUCAUCCAGACCACUUGUGUCAUCUCUUGAUCCUGAUGCACCAAUACGAGAGAAUAAACCGUUACAUGAUUUAGACAGAGAAGAUGAUGCCAGACUUGAAAAAAGAAUGUUUAUAGAAGUACGUUGUGGGCGUCUAGACAAAGCACAAUCAUUAGCUAUGCAUUGCGGUCAACUUUGGAGAGCUGCAUCUUUAUUAGGUUGGAUUCCUAAUCAUGAUCCAAAUUUCAAUAAUCCAAUAACAGACAUGAAAUCACCAAUCGAAGGAAAUCCUAAUAGAAGUCUUUGGAAAUUGUGUGCUUGGGAAAUGUCUCAAGACAAACGCAUAGGUGUAUUUUAUCGUGCUAUCUAUGCAAGUUUUUGUGGCAAUGUUCAACUACUACUUCAAAUAGCAUCAUCGUGGCAAGAUGCAUUAUGGGCAUACAUGAAAACUCUCUUAGAUAUCAAAGUAGAGGCUGCGUUAAGAUGCGUGAUGGUAAAAAUUUAUACAGGUUUGCCGGAAGAAUAUUGGAAAAAUGAAAUCUCGUUAGAAGAUGUGUUUAAAGAGCUACACGCAUCCAAGAAUCCAAUGAUACGUGCUCAAUCAAACAAACCAGAUUAUUUAAUACAGAAAUAUAUAAUAUUGGAUCAGAUACCACAGCUGAUGGAAGAGAUCGAAAAUAUGAUAGAUGGUCCCACUUGUGACUCGCAGUUCCUCCGAUUCCUAGCACAUUUAAUAUUAUUUUUCAGACAAAUCGGAAGAAGUACAAAGGAUAAAAUAGAAGACAAAGUAUUGCUAACUUAUGUUCGUGUUCUGAUUCAAAUGGGCGAUCCGAUUUUAAUCGCGUUUUACACAGCUACGUUACCUCAGGAGGAUCAAAUAACUAUCUAUGCCUCUUAUUUAGAAGGUGUCAAGGAACACGAACAACGCAAGAAAUGUUUACGCGCAGCGGAAGACGCAAACUUAAAUGUAGAAGCAAUCACGAAAUUAGUAGUAGAAAAUAUACGUAAAAAGAAUGUAGAAAUUGAUUCAACUGAUCUAAAAGGAACUGUCACCGAUGCAGACUUAGAAAAAGUCAAUGCAUUGGACUGGCUACUUUUCUAUCAAAGUCAGAAAGAGGAGGCAAUAUGGCAAACAAACGCGCUCAUUAGAUAUUUUCUCACUAAUGAAAGGAUAGACGCGGCGCGAAAAGCAUUUAACAAGAUCCCGGCAGAUGCUAUUGAAACAGUCAUGUCGGAUUACCCAAGCAUAAAUUGCACGCUUACGAAUCUUACAAUAACGAACAAUUUGUCGAAACGAGCGGUUUCUUCGAUAAGAGAAUACUUUUGUUACAAAAUGUACCUUGACGCGCAAGAGGGUUUCAGCGAAUGGUUCUCUCAUUUCCAUCACGGCAAACCGGCACCGCUGAAAGAAUUGCCGGCGUACGCAACGUUUACUGAAAAAGUCGCAUACGAUCACAGAAAGACGCAAUACAAUGUCGAAAUGAAAAGAUGGAAAGACACGAUGCAACAUCAUACAGAGGCUGUGAAGCAGUAUCUUUUUAAUGUUCUUCUAUUCCCGGAUGGUGGUUGGCUUGUUGAUUCGAAGAAUAGCAACGACGAACCGUGCACACCCGAAGACGAACUAAGGCAACAUCAAUUAGAAAAGCUUCGUGAACUCUGUAUUCCUAAAAUCACGCUUUUACUGCACUCGGUUAUGUCCGAAAUGAAUGAACAUGCCGAGUGCAUUCGCUUAGCUGACAUACUCGCGUCCGAACAACAUCAGCUGUACAAAGUAUUUUCAAAGGGAAAGUUACGCGAAGUAUUUAAAAAGAUUUGCGAAUCUUCUCUUGUCUUGAUGGAUCAGAAGAAAGAUCCUUGGGGAUAUUCGAAAUAAUCUGAAAAUAAAAACUCAAUAGCCGUGUAAAUAUAUUACUUUGUAUAAGGUCGCAUUUUUAUAAUGUAAUUUAUAUUGUCGGACGUUUUUUUACACUUCUAGAGCUGGCGCAUUAAACGUACAAUCUUGAGAAAAAAAAUUCUCUUCCUCUACUCUGUUUUUUUUUUUAUAAAACCAGUUUAUUGUCAACCACAAGAAGUGAAUAUAAAAUUUGAUAUAAUGUUCAAUAAUUCAUAAUCAUAAUAUAUAUCAUAUCGUGAUUACUUAGAUAUGCUCCUUUUACCCAAUUGUUAAUAAAUGUAGCGCUAUCAAAGCCGUUAAGAUUAUAUUGUGUGAAAUAUGUGUGUGACAAAGAAAAAACUCAUAGUAGUAUCGAUAAAAGAGCAGAAUAUCCUGAGACACAUUUCGUAGCGACACUUCGAGAAAUUCGAUUGACAGAGCCGAUAGACGCGUCUAUCUCGUAUUCUGAUCGAGUUACGCGCGGGCAAUAUCGGGCAUAGAGUAGUAAUCGCGCACGACGACAACAACAACAAAUCUCGAUGCGUAAUACAAGAAAUAUAAUUACAAUAAUACCGUAAACAUAAAGUUCUGAGAAUGCAUUUUCAUAAAACGGAUACAAAAGGUGAUAUGAUGGAUGUUCUACUCUAUUAUUACGUCGAUGGGAACGAUGUUUCUUCUCGACGAGAGCAGUCUUCUUUUCGCAGAACCUUUUUCUUUUUCUCGUAAGUAAACACAGCAUGAUUUUAAAUCCCGACAUGCGUCUUUUCUAUAAUUAACGCUAUACAAUUCAACCGAGACACUUACACGUUACGUAUAGACUAUAUGAAGAAAAAUUAACAUUUCGAUCAAGUGUCUUCAUCUAAACAAUCGGAAUUUUACGACGCUCCGACCCGCGUCAGCCGGUGUUCUUUUUCUUCUUUUUUGUUUUUUUGUUUUUUUAUUUUUUUUUUGUUUUUGUUUUUAUCUUACACGAGACGAGACGAGAUAUGUCAGAGAUUUCAAGAUUGACUUUUCUCAUUAAGUGUUUUUUUUUUUUUUUUUUUUUUUUUAUACAUACAAUGGUUGGCUCACUAUGAUGAAAUUCAUGCGCACUGAGAUAUCUUAAUACUUUCUACAGACAAAUUUGCUUCAGGACGAAUAAAGAAGUUUGUUAGAUAGAUUAUUUAGAACAACUUUCUUCUAAAUACACAUGAGAAAAACCAUCGUGAAUGAUGCUUUAAUACGCGAAAUGGAGUCGUUUCACACAUCUGAUUGUUGAAGAAACGAAAAAUUUAAAUAUUUAUCAUAUUUCGACCGCGCUGAAAGAUAUCAGAAUCUCUGAACUUCGAAAUCCACUUCGAAUACGUUUUUUUAAUUUCCGUACUCCGUUACCUUUGUAUUUAUCGCGAGAAAUUUUGCGGGAAAUGGAAUUAUUACAUCUAAUGAUAUAUUUUUUUUUUUUUUGUUACCGAUUUGAAACAAUUUGAUGAGAAAUUUUACUACUUUCUAUAUAUGUGUAUAAUAUCUUUCAGCACGACUUUUUCAUUGUGAAAUCAUCCUCUAUAAUGAAAAGAGGAUGUCACGCGCGCAAUGACGGAGAGAUUCGCUUCGGUAAUCAUAUUGAAUUUAAAUUCGUAUACAGGUUGUGGAGAUACACAUGAUCAUUCGUCGCGAAUGAACUCGCAUAUGUGUGUUCGUAACAGACGGUGCAUUCACUCGUAACAAGAGAUAACGAGUGCCUUGUUCUCUCCAUCCUCCACUUGUCGAUAGAAUUCGUGAUAAUAACGAUUAGACGAUUAGAGUCGAGUUAAUUGUUAAUAAGCUAGCCUAACACUUAAAUGUCAAAGAGAAACAAAACGGUUGACAAUUCGAACUUUUUUCGGAUACAAUUCGACACACGCGGUGGUCAUAUAAAAUUUCGCUCACCGACUAAUCACUCAUUUUUUUCUUUUUUUUUUUUUAUUCGCUACAAGAGACAUUCUAGUCGCUAAAUGCGGAUGCGUUUUUUUUUUUUUUUCGUUUGCGAAUAUGCUUCGACUUAGAUCAUGUUUCGUACAUAUUAACAAAUCACCUCGUUUCCUUCGUUUAUAACGCAAACUGUAAAAUUUUCUUACCUACCUAUCUCUUCCUUUAUCGAGAAAUUACAAGAUUGUUCGUACUUAAACGAUUCUCGGAUAUUACAGUACGUAUAUAUAUAUAUAUAUAUAUUGGAUUUACAAUAUAUAUUUUUAUCUGAAAUAUUAGUGUGCGUGUAUACACAAAUAAUAAAGAUAAAACGAAAAAAUGAAAAACUUUUGCGGUAACACACACAUUCGUCAAACAGUAAGAUUGAAAAUAUAAUAAUACCACAAACACAAUUUAAUUGCAAUUUAAUAAGUGAACUGUAUAAGUACAGUUGGAUGUUUCCUGUUGAAACCACAGUAUAACUUUUACACACAUAUACAAUACAAUUUCAAAAUAAUAUGUUGCACAAAAAGUUUUUAAUAAUUGAUGAUCAAUGUCCGCGUAAAGUGUCGGAUACUAAUUGAUAAAAUUUGCAACAUUGUUCAAAAUGUUUUUGUUUGCGUAGAGAUUUUCGAAAAACGUAUGAAAUCCACAUUAUUGUACAAGCGCAUCAAAACGCAACAGAAGCGUACUAAAAUUGUACCAGCUUUCAAAAAUGUUUUGUAAAACUUAUCGUUAGCGUUUGAUUAUACAAUUAGUUUUCACACACCGGAAUUCGCUGCUUCAGGAAAACGUUUAGUCCACACAUGGUCAAGUUUCAUUCUAUUCCACCGCACUUGUGUCGUUUCACAUAUCUUUUAUAUAUAUAUAUAUAUAUGUAUAUUUAAUAAUAGUGCAUGGAUGGAAGCUUAUAAGUAGUCGUUUUAGUGUGUUAAUUCAAAGAUAGAAUCUAGAGUUGUAAAUAUAUGUUACGCGCUAAAUACCGCUAACAAUUCAAAAUCACGAAACUGUACAACAUUGACGCUCGCGAUAAUUUCCAUACUGAAUGACUAAUACUUUCUAUGUUUUUUUGUGUGUGUUUUAUAGUCUCCAUCGACGCAGACACGCUUCUUUUACUCUCUUUUUAUACACAUUAAUAUAUAGUAAUAUAUAGCCGAGAGAAGUUCUCUUAAGAAUCUAAACUAUUGUCUCUUAUGAACUAAACAACUUGGGAUGUGUUCGGAUUGCUCCUGGAAAAAUGUCCAACCCCGAACUAAUUGAGAAGAAAUUUCAUUACGUGUAAUUAUUAAAAUAAUUUAAUCAAGUUAAACAAAAGCAGUUUAAGUAAAACGAAUAAAAUUAUAUUUUCCUAAACUAUGUAAAAGUAGUAAUUGAUAAAGAUAUCAAAUAUUUUCUCCUUGUAUUCUUCCGCGCACCGACAUUUAUAUUUGACUCUUAAAAGUCUUAUUUGUUUUCUUAGUUUAUUUCUUCUACUAUUCGUGUUUUGUGAAACGAAUGGUUUUGACGCAUAAAAUAAUAUAAAAAGUAUUUAGAAAAAUAUAAUUUAAAGGUGAAUUUUAAAUAUAAAUUUGUGUUUCUCUCUAACAAUUUGAGCUAAAGCCAAAACUUGUUAAACAGACUAGCUUAAUAUCGAUAAUCGCUGAAAUUGUAACUAAAUGUUCUUUGUACCAUUAUGAGAAUGAUGUGUGUAUAUAUAUAUAUAUAUUUUUUUUUAUCUCUAUAUAUUAUUGUCUACGUAUUAUCUGUACAUAUGUUUAUUUGUCAUGCGAAUGGAACAUUUUCAUCUAUACGCGACUUACAAGUUACAUGCUUUAUUGCAGAACACGAUUUGUUGAUUUGAAUGUCUCGUAUGUUUAUUAGAUCAUCAAGUAUAACAAAUAUGUAUAUGUAUAUAUUUGACAAAUAUAUACAUAUACAAACAUAUAUAUAUAUAUAUUUGUCAAAUUUCAUACUUACUGAUCCAAUAUAUACGCGAAUAAUCGAUUAAUGAGUGAGUAAUAUUCAUUAGAUAUAGAUUUACGAGUUUUGAUUAUGGUGAUGUGUUGCAAAAUGGAAAACAAUCUUUUGUUUUUCCAGGAGCACUCUUCUUUUAUUGUCGAUCCUGCAAGUUGAUAAUUUAUGUAUUGUCAUUCACAGUAGUUUUUAUCCGCUUAUAAACUAGAAUCUCUCGCUCUGGAACAAUCCCCUUAGAAAAACGAACAAAUGAAAAAUAUAGCAAUAGCCUACAUCUCGAAAUUACAUUAUUAAUUACAUUCGAGUGAAGAUCUCGUUAUUGAUCUCGAAAUUGCUCUCGAGUAUUGUCGAAAAUUCAGCGACACAGACAUCGAUUAAAUGUUCUUAUUAUCAUUUAUUAAUUUUUUUCUUUACUUACACUUUAUUAGCACGAUCCAUGUUACGAUCUCUAUCAGUUUUUUGUGGUAUUGUCUUUCUCGUAAAGUUACGAUGAUGUAAGUUUCAGUUUUGCGUACGUAUGACACAUGUAUGUGUAUGUUUAUAAAUAUAUAUGCGCAUGUUAUAAAUUACAAUUGAAUUACAGACUGGUCUUUAUGCGAUAAAAGCGGUUAAAUCGCAAAGAAUUUUCUGCUGUAAAUUUUGCGGACACCCCGGCACUUAGGAGUUGGACACACAUUCAAAAAUUGAUAUCAUGAGAGAAACAUUACACUAAGUUCACUACUCUAAUUUGAUUAUGUAUUCCGUUGAUUUUUCUUGGUUGUACGUCUUUUAUAUAUCCCUUGCACGUUGCGCGACAUAGAUUUUUAUUUAACGUCUACAAAUAUCCGCCGUAGGCUGUCGGUUUUCCAAUGUUUUUUUGUCAAUGAAUUUUUUAUGCGCUUCUUUUUCUUUUUUUGCGGGGGAAUUAUUACAUGUUAUAUCUAAGUCGACGUACGGAAAA